Monoraphidium neglectum is the source of this 348-nucleotide messenger RNA. RefSeq lists its product as hypothetical. NCBI's taxonomy places the organism in Eukaryota, Viridiplantae, Chlorophyta, Chlorophyceae, Sphaeropleales, Selenastraceae. The coding region runs from base 1 to 348 and encodes 115 amino acids. The record is from RefSeq and is a predicted model, not a curated record. The transcript is spliced from 3 exons. Gene Ontology annotation, biological process: tRNA 5'-leader removal. Gene Ontology annotation, molecular function: ribonuclease P activity.
AUGCGGAUGGAGGAGGUGGUCGCGGCCGACAUGCCGGGCAAGCGUGUGCUGACCGUCAUACACAGGUCGACGCUGGACCGGGCCCUGCAGGCCGCCCCGCCCGACGCCGCCGCGUGGGCCGCGCGCGCACAGGCGGAGAAGCGGAUGUACGUCGUCCCAAAGGGAUCCAACGACGACUGGUACUUCCUCUAUGCGGCGUUCGUCGCGCGGGGGGACGGCCUGUUGGUGACGAACGACCAGCUGCGGGACCACGUCUGGGCCAUGCUGCGGCCGAAGCACGUGCUCAAGUGGCGGGAGCGCCACAUUGCGCGCUACAGCAUCCCCAUGAGCCCUCCCGCGGCGCGGUGA